Molecule: messenger RNA, 1056 nt
Organism: Ipomoea triloba (trilobed morning glory)
Lineage: Eukaryota; Viridiplantae; Streptophyta; Magnoliopsida; Solanales; Convolvulaceae
Product: epoxide hydrolase A-like
Exons: 2
Coding region: 157-909 (250 amino acids)
Molecular function (GO): hydrolase activity
Source: RefSeq, a predicted model, not a curated record
UUCAUACACACAACAAGAAAACCAAAAGGCAUUUCUUGUCAACAACCAGUCAAGUAUUGUAAUCUACCAUGAAAGUAAUAUUCUCAACCAGGAGAAAUACAUUCUAAAGGUCAAAUUAAGUAGAUCAGAACAUAUCAGAGCUAGGGGGGAAGGAGAAUGGAGAAGGUAACGCACAAGACGGUGUUAGUGAAUGGGAUAAACAUGCACAUUGCAGAAUUGGGGGAAGGCCCCUUGGUCCUCUUCCUCCACGGCUUCCCUGAGCUCUGGUACUCAUGGCGCCACCAGAUCCUCUUUCUCGCCGCCCAAGGCUACCGCGCCGUUGCCCCCGACCUCCGCGGCUACGGCGACACCACCGGCGCCCCCACCGACGACCCUUCAAACUUCACCGCGUUUCGCGUUGUGGGAGACCUCGUGGCUCUCCUCCAAUCCAUAUCUCCAGAUGAAGACAAGGUGUUUGUUGUAGGUCAUGACUGGGGUGCACUCAUGGCUUGGUAUUUGUGCAUGUUUAGGCCGGACAAAGUGAAGGCUUUGGUCAACCUCAGUGUUCAUUUUUUCCCUAGGAAUCCUCACAUGAGCCCUGUUGAUGGGUUCAGGUUUUUGUAUGGAGAUGAUCACUAUAUCUGCAGAUUCCAGGAGCCUGGAGAGAUCGAAGUUGAAUUGGCCCCUCUUGGAGUCAAGACAUGUCUUAAAAACUUCCUUACAUUCCGCAAACCAGAACCGUUUUAUUUUCCUAAAGGCAAAGGGUUUAGUGCCAAUACAGAAACAGAUGGUUCAACUGCCCUGCCAUCUUGGUUGCCGGAGAAAGACUUGGAUUAUUUUGUCAGCCGGUUUGAGAAGACAGGCUUCAUCGGAGGAGUUAAUUACUACCGCUGCGAAUUUGAACUGGGAGCUGACUGCACCCUGGACUGAGGCAAAAGUGAUGGUGCCAACCAAAUUCAUAGUUGGAGAGCUGGACUUAGUUUACCAUAUUCCAGGUGCAAAAGAAUACAUACACAAUGGAGGGUUCAAGAAUGAUGUGCCAUUGCUGGAAGAUGUGGUGGUACUCAAAGGUGUGGC